Messenger RNA from Hemibagrus wyckioides, 1242 nucleotides. RefSeq names its product mitochondrial ribosomal protein S15 (gene mrps15). Gene Ontology annotation, biological process: translation. The transcript is spliced from 8 exons. Lineage: Eukaryota; Metazoa; Chordata; Actinopteri; Siluriformes; Bagridae. Gene Ontology annotation, molecular function: structural constituent of ribosome. Gene Ontology annotation, cellular component: ribosome. The coding region runs from base 113 to 922 and encodes 269 amino acids. The record is from RefSeq and is a predicted model, not a curated record.
AAGACACAGAAGAAGAAAAAAGGGUCGGCAAAGAUGGCUGCCUCUGUUCACUGAGGGGGACAAAUGCACGUUUAGACUAUUGUUGACCAUAUAAUAGACAUCUGCAAAGACAAUGUUUUUAAAACACAGCUUGAUAUCAACGGUGACGGCUGUGCGGACAUGGAAUGUACUGUCCGGUCUGAAACACGGCAGUGUCCGGUUAGCGGCGCGGCAGCACGGUCACUGCAGCUCCAGGGGACAGCGCUGUGUUAACUUCAGCUGGAUGGCGCCUGGUUCACUUAAAAGAAAUGAAACCUGCACAAGCCUGCCUGUGAGACAGUAUGCCCGAGUUGUACAAAAAAAGUCAGAAUUUCAGAGUCAACUACAAGACCUGCCAGCGUCAAAGCUGAAACUUGAAUAUGCGUCUGUCCCACUGGCUCACACGGUUGAUGGUGUGGUGAAGAAGCUUCUCUCACUGGAGCUUGCAAGUCAUAGUGAAAGACUCCGCCUCAAAGAGGAAGAACUGAUUGCAAAGGUCCAGAGGCAUGAAAACGAUCGAAACUCAACAGAGGUUAAGGUGGCCAUUUUAACGGCACGCAUACACAAUUUUCAGGAGCAUUUACAGAAGCACCCUAAGGACAAAGCUAAUAAGAGGUGGAUGCUGAUGAGCAUUGACCGCAGGAAGAAAUUGCUCAAAUAUUUGAGAAGGUCACGAUACAAUGCUUUUGAGAAGGUCUGUGCAGAGCUGGGGAUCACAUACACCUUCCCACCGGAGUACUACAGACGGGCAACACGACGCUGGCUGACUAAAAAAGCCCUCUGCAUCAAGGUCUUCAAAGAGGUCCAGAAACAAAAGGCAGAGAAAAGAAAAAAAGCACUUGCUCAGAAGAAGGCAAGGAGCACGAGCUCUAACCCUACAGAUUCCCAGGGGACUCCAGUAUAAUAAAAUCCACCAUAAAUAUUAUCACACAACAAUCUCAUGCAACAUAACCACAACUAAUAAAACUUGCAGAGUAUUGAAUACUGAAGAUCCUGACAUCGUGUUUUCUGUUGAAAUUGUACAUUUGUUAUGCUUUCCCAAAACUGAUGUGUUCCUUAUUUGCUUUGAUUUAUGCUAAACCUUAGUACAAGUGGGAAAAGUAAAUAUUGUUCAUCUGUCGCUAUUAUUAAAUAAAUGGUUUGUGCACUGGGUUACAUGGGAGCUGUUUUUAUGAGAUGUACAUCAGACUAUCAGACUGACUAAUGAAAGGUUAAGACAAAGAU